AUGUUGGUAGCUUGGCGUCUCGCAGAUCUGGGCGCCAGCUCUUCCAGGCUCUCAUCCUCGGACGAGGACUCCAAGUUCCCCGCCCCAUCGAGUCGCUCGCGUCGCCCUCUCCUCGGCUGCGGCGGCCUCGUCCGCGGCCUCCGCGCCUGUGCGUCGUCACGCUUCGCCCUCUCACCGGCACUGACGCCGGACGCCGCUCUGGAGCGUUCGGAUCGGGGCGCAACGUGGAGCGCGCCGGCGGAGUCCACCAUUGACGACCCGCUCCCGCGCGUGGCAAUGGCGGGCUCGCGAACCCGCGGGCGGGAGCGCUCGCCGUUGCGUCCUCAAGGGGUGCGGCGCAGCCCGCCGUCGCGUCUUCAGUCGCCGUCUCCAGCGCUCUGGCCUGAUGUCACACAGGGCUCACGCUCCCAAGCGUCGUCUCCGUGGGGGGGAUCUCUGCGUCGGCGCGAGUCCCCUCGUCAGGCCUCUCCGCGCCGUGCGUCGCCUCGUCGCCCGUCUCCGCCGCCACGAAACCAGGGUGGCGGCAGCGGCCAGUCGCAUUCCCGUCGUGCCCCCCGCCGAUGGCGUGCCCAUCAGCCUGCUCCGGCUGUGGCUGCGGCGACUGCAGCCGCAACUGCGGCGACUGCAGCCGCGACUGCGGCAGUGACCGCCGCUGUGGAGCGCGCACUCGAUGGGCUGGAUGAAAGGGUGCGCUCGUUGUCGCGUCCAGAUGCUCCCGUCGUGCCGUCCGUGAGCCAGCUACCUCCCCCACUCGACUUGGCGCCUCAUCCUCCAGCCGUUGUACCUCCUCUUCCUCUUCCUGCCCCACCUCCGAUACUCCCCCCGCAGCAGCAGCUCCGCCCUCAGCAGCCCCUUCAUCAGCAGCUUCCUCCUCAGCAGCUUCCUCCGCACGCUCGCCCGGAUCCGCAAUCAUUGGCAGGACAGCCCGACGUGGCACCGCUUCCUCUGCGCCUCCCACCGAGGGUGUGGUGUGUGCCUGCGGGGGGUGGGCCCCCUGUGUAUCAGACGUUUGCGGAGGCAGGGGAUGGUCGCCGUGUUGAGCUCCCCCUGUACGGAAUGCCUCCGCCUCCUCCCAUGCUUCGCCAGCAACCUCAAGCAGCGCAGACAGGUGGUCCUCUGGGCUCUCAAGUGCUGGAGGCGGGAGCAGCAGCAGGGAUGGUGGCGGGGGUUGAAUCCCCCCCUGCCUCUCCCACUCGGCGAUCUGCAGCCCGUCGGCACUCUGGGAUUCGGGUUGCUCCUCGCGUGGCUGUGGGAGGGCUGUCCCGCCGGCGUGCUGACGUUCACCGCGUGCUUGAGGUGGAGGCUCAUGUGCUCGCUCGUCUGGGCCACGAGCGGUCGUUUGUGGCCUUCGUUGGUCUGAUGAUCGACAAUGCUGCUGCUGCUCUAGAGGAUGUUCCCGAGGAGUUGAGCGUGAUGAACCACGCGCAGAUGCGGGCAAGUCGGGAUGGCGUGUGGGUGCUGCAGCACGAAUUGGAGCGGGCGGAGAUGGAGCCCGACGGAGAUCCUGCGUUGGGCGCGGCGGUGGCCGACGUGAUGAGGGUGGUGGAGUCGCGAGUGCGCUCGCGGUCAGCCGUAGACGUGUUGCGAGGCCUCUCGUCAGCACUCCGCCUUGUAGACGUGACGACAGAGCGGCUCCUGCGGCGCGUGGAGGUGUCGUGA
This is a messenger RNA of Closterium sp. NIES-65, 1659 nucleotides long. The record is from the annotation of a GenBank genome assembly. NCBI's taxonomy places the organism in Eukaryota, Viridiplantae, Streptophyta, Zygnematophyceae, Desmidiales, Closteriaceae.